AGUUUGUCUGCAAAGUUUCCUCCACUCGCCGGAAGCUGCGCUUAUUUAAAAAAAAAAUGGAGGAAAGUGAGAGGGAAGUAAUAAGUGAAAUCAGUUGUGAUCAUAAAGUAAGUUUAACCGCAUAUAAGCAGCAGGACACCGGCGGAAAAGAUGGUGCAGAUACGGACAAGAAGCUGGACAUUAGUUCAGAUCAGUUUGAUCCGCUACUUGCCUUGUAUUCUUCAGACGUUCCUCUGCCUUACCCGAACAUCAGGUGCUUUAACAACCUCGCGGAGUAUGAGAGCUUUAUGAAAGGCGGGCGUGGAAGGGCGAAACCUGAAAAUGUGGAGAAAAGGAUCCGGAAAGCGAAAAGGGGAGUCGCGGAUCCUGAGAGAAUUGAGAGGCUGAAAAAACUCAUGGUGAAAAAUCCGUGUGGAGGAGAGGAAGGAGAGAGCGGAGUGAAGAGACCUGCUAAACACAGAGCUCCAAAGAAUGUGCUCACCAGGAUGCCGUUGCACGAGGGCAGUCCUUUAGGAGAACUGAACCGCUGCGUCCAGCAGCGACUCCGAGUUAAAGUCCACAUCCGGUCGUUUAAGGGUCUGCGCGGAGUGUGUACCGGCUUCCUAGUGGCUUUCGACAAAUUCUGGAACUUGGCCAUGGUGGAUGUGGAUGAAACUUACAGGGAGCCUUUACUUGGAGAGGCAUUCUACCAUGAAAAAGCACUGACUGUUACAAGGCUGUUUCAGAAGUUGCAAGUUCAGGCUGCAUCCGGGAAAGCAGCAGAGGCUGAGACUUCAAAAGCAGACGAGCCAAGUGCUGAACCACACGUCACCACAAGCAGCAUGCUGGGGGUUCGAGCAUCCCGACAAGCAGCGGAGAGACUGGCGCGAUCCGUGAACGUGCUGGCAGUGACUAGCACAGACGUGCCUCAUAUAUCUGCUGCUGGUUCAGAGCAGAGACAGAAGAUGUCUAAGCCAAGAGUGGAGUACGGACGAGUGCGUACUCGUCACGUCAAUCAGCUUUUUAUCCGCGGAGAAAACGUUCUCCUUGUGAAUAUUCAGCAAGAGUAGCAGCAUGGUAUUAACUGCUUAUUGGAACAGGCACUGUUUCUGAUUCUGAGAGCACAUUUAAGGACAGGCACCGAGUCUUCUUGUUGUAUCAUAUUGAUAUGAAUAUAAUCCCGCUUGAAGAAGUGGAGAAAAUAAAAGCAAACGUCUUUGGAAUAAUCUGUUUAGGUGCUCAUCACUUAUGGAUGCUCAGAGGUGGGUCGAGUAGCCAAACAUUUUACUCAAGUACAAACCACUCAUAAAAAUAAUGACUCAAGUAACAGUAAAGGUAAUGAUGUUAAUAAUUACUUGAGUAAGAGUAAUAAAGUAUCCAAUGAGAAGACUAUUCAAGUAGCACUCAAUAUAAACGUAAGUAGCAAGUUACUAGUUACUUCGGAUCUGAUCGAAAUCCUGAAUCUUGGACUACAUGGAGAGCUUUAAGUCACGCCUCUCCUUGAAAGUCUGUCUGUUCUGUUUAUAUGAUAUAAAACCUGGGUUCAAGCUGAAGCAGCAUAUCUCAGUCCUGUGAUGGAUACAAUUACACACAGCCUGUCAUUUUCAACACACAACCUCUCACACGCACACUGCAAAAAACAAACAGGUGAAUGUCUUUAUAUGUCCUGUCUCCUUCUUCCCCCACUUUGGCCAUUAUCUCAUUAUUCAGGUCUGAGCCACUAUAAAACUGAGCGGCUGUUGUGUCCACAUUCAGACCACUGCAGCGUAUCUCUCGACUCAUGACCUCAUUAUAUAUGACAAACUAAUUAUUAAAACUAUAUAUUAAUGAAUAUUUAACAGUAAUGGAGGAAUGCCACUGAAUGAAGUGAAGUAAAAGUACAUUUCUGUGAUUAAAAAUGAACUUGAGUAAGAGUAUAAGUAUGGCCAGUUAAACCUACUCUUAAAAGUAAUUUUUUUUCCUUCAAAAGUUACUCAAGUAAAUGUAAAGAAGUAAAUGUUCCUCACCUCUGCUGAAGCUUAACAGACAUCCACUAGAUGGAGGUGUGACACCAGUAUGACAGGCUCCGUGCACAACUACCGCUAUCUGCUUAGAAGUGUUCAAUAUUAUUGAUACUUUUGCUAUUGGCUCACUGCAUCCAACAUCUGCCAAAAGACAAGCAAAUCUUUAAUUAUACUUCGCUAAUGUCUCUAGCUCAAUUAUCUUUUAAAUACUUUUUAGAAACAUUUUAACAAAAAAAAUCCUUUAUUAGUUUAAUAAUAAUGUGAUAAGAGCAACACUGAAUAACUAAAAGUCCCAUCAGCACCCAUUUUCAUUUCACCUUCACUUCAGAGUAACAUAAUUGUGAAAGAGGCAAAGAAAGAGGACAGUCCUGUAGUUUUAUGUUCUCAUGUCAGUUAGAAAUAACACACCAGUCUCAGUGGAGUUCAUAAAGCACAUUGUGAAUAAUUGAGCUUUUAAAGUUGGAAAUUGAACAUGGCACUCAGGUUGUUACUGUCCUGACAUUUUUGAUUGUGAUUACUCUUUAUGCAUACAUAAGCCAUAAAUACACUACUUACUGCAGCCCAUUGAACUUUUAAAGAACCAUUUCCUCUUGAUUUCUAAUUUUAAUCUAAAUGUGUCCUGGCAAAAUAAAUAAAUAAAAAUAAAAAAUUGCAAAUGCAUACAUGCAAAGUGCAUUUUAGUCUACUAGGGAAGCUAGGUGAUGAUCGGUCCUAUUUUGGUGAAGCACUAAAGUAUUUCACAUAAAGGCUAUUUCUGUUUUUUUUCCCCCAUGUUGAUGAAAUUGCAAUAUUUUACACCUUCAGUUUGUACAUUUGAAUCACACAAGAACCCACAGAUGAUGGAGAUUUUGUAGGUUAAACCCUAACAUUGCACUUACCCAGAGUUUCCAUAUAAUCAGAUUUUACAGCAAAUCUCCCAGGACAUUUUUUUCCUCCAGAUGUUUGCACCUGACAGACCAUUUAAUUAAAAAGUUCAGAAUGAACUCAGCUGUAAGUAAAGCAGUAAAAUGAACCUAAUGAGCUUUAUAUCCAGGUUUCACAAAGCUUCCUAGGAAACUGUUCAUUGCUCUCCUUAGCUUUUCUGCCCAGCCAGCUUACAACUGUUUAUUAUUCCUAAGUGGCUCAGUUUUGUGCAUAUUGAUGAUGUGGCCAGUUGGCCUUGGCUGUGGGAACACAUGUGGCCAGAUGGAGGCUCUCCUGCACUGCCACUCACUCUCUUACCACCACAAGUCAAAGUCGUGCACAGCAUCAACAUUUAUAAAUAUUACAGCUAAACACAACCAUAGCCCAGUGUCUCAAUUUUGGUGCACUUUAUAAUUAUUAAAAAAAAAACAACAAAAAAAACACAAACAUAAAAAAAAGGCAGUUUCGAUAGAGCAAGACUACGAGUGUGAAAGUUAACCACAAAAAUUAAAAUACGUUAUCGUUUGUCAGCUGAAUAAACUUUUAAAUAAGUUUAAAUAAAUUUGAUGGCAAAGGUUUAAAAAAAAAAUAAGAGGAAUGUUACAGCAGUAUAGCUUAGGGCUGGGCGAUGACAAAAUCAUAUCACGAUACUUGAGGACAUUUCCAUGACACACGAUGCAGAUUACAAUACAUAAUUUAGCUAGACCGUCUAAAAAACAGUAGUAAAAUAAAUGAAAACUAUUAAACUGAUGGACGAUACUUUUCUUGAAUGCCUACAAAGACAAAGAUCACGUUUUAAACAAUGAUGUCAAAUCAAUGACAUCCAUUCAGUACCAUUAAAUUUUUUAAUCAUAAAUUAUUUAUUUAUUUAAAAUGUACAGCACCAUACUAACGAUCUCAGGAAAAAUGUAUCGCAUAAUUUAUCACGAUAUCGAUAUUAUAUCAAUAUAUCGCCCAGACCUAGUAUAACUUCAUCAUGGAAUUAUAGUUACAGGAAUUAAAAGGUAAUUAUCUUAAUUACAGAAAAAAAUGUUAAAUGUUAUGCUUUAAUGCAGUGAAGUGGAAAAACACAAAACUCCAAAAUCCAGAUGAAAAUCAACUGUUUAAUCUCUGAUACAAAAGACUAUCAUAGGUACAAUCAAAUCAGUGUAUGAAUGUGAGGACAUACACUUAGAAGAAGGAAGUUUUGUUGGUUGUUUGAGAUUUGCAUACAAAGUAUAGUGUUUUCCAGUAAAGAUCCAUAGCCCAUAUACAUGAUUCCCCAAUCUUACACAUACACCCUACCAAAAAAAAAAAAAAAAUAAUAAAAAAAUAAAAAUAAACAAUCCCUUGGAAAACAUACGACAGAAGGCAGAAUUUGGUCAUUUGUGUGCGUGUGCUGCUUCUGAAUGGGAGGAAAGGCAGUUUGAGUCCCUGCUCCUGGCAAUACAGAGAUGGUCUUAAAGAUACAACAUUCCACUCGGUGAGCAGAACAGCACAGUGAACCUCACUCAUCUCCGUAUACAGCCUCACCCAACUCACUCAUCAUGAUCUGACUUGCAUAAAGAAACGACACUCAUCAGG
Messenger RNA from Ictalurus punctatus (channel catfish), 4448 nucleotides. RefSeq names its product LSM11, U7 small nuclear RNA associated (gene lsm11). The transcript is spliced from 4 exons. Gene Ontology annotation, cellular component: U7 snRNP. Gene Ontology annotation, biological process: mRNA 3'-end processing by stem-loop binding and cleavage. The coding region runs from base 57 to 1049 and encodes 330 amino acids. NCBI's taxonomy places the organism in Eukaryota, Metazoa, Chordata, Actinopteri, Siluriformes, Ictaluridae. The record is from RefSeq and is a predicted model, not a curated record. Gene Ontology annotation, molecular function: U7 snRNA binding.